AUGUCGACUGUAGGCAUGUCCCGAAAUACGCCAGAUGAAACGGUGGGGAAAGUGGCCUCGCUUUAUGCAGGCCCCGGGCACGCUUCAAAUUUUACCUCCACUGUCAAUGACUAUGUCAGCUAUCGAUUCGUUCUGAAUCACAAAGUUCAGACGAUAUCAAGCAACGGUAUUCCCGAUAGCGGGUCAGUUGCCGGUCUCUUGUUCGUACCGAGUCUAGAGCCUGAAGAUCCAUGCAACAACAUUACAGCUUCGUCUGUACCAUCAAAUGUGACCCGUUAUGAGGAUGUGUCGGAGUUUGGAUACUCCCUUAUUGGUCUCGCUCCCUGGGUUACCGCCGAGUGCUCUUCAUCCUAUCUAAAUGCCGCACGGAAAGCUGGAUCGCAUGGGCUGAUCUUUUUCCAACCAUCACUCAAUGAGACCGACAUACCGCCUUCGUCAGAUGAUCCCAGGUGGUUAAUCAACGAUGGUAAUCAGUGGAAGAUGGAGAACAAUUACCCAGUUUAUGCCAUCCCGGGUGCAGCUGGAGCGACAUUAAUAAGUGACCUCUCUCACUUUUCGGACAACGGGUCAAAUAUCACCACCAAAGGCAACUCCAGCGAGGGAUUUGCUGUACAGCCUAAUAGCGAUCGAUUGUUUGCUAGAGUGGAUAUCGACACAUCCUCAUCUGGACAAAUGCCGAGUCUCUGGGCUUUUAUUCUCGCAAUUGCGGGAACGGUCCUGGUACUAAGUCUGCUGCUGGUCGUCAUCUACCGUCUUGUAUUACGGAAGAGAAGAGAUAUCCUCUUGAGACGUAUCAAUGACGGCCAAAUCGACAUUGAAGCUUUGACAAUGACUCCAAUGAAGGCGCCUCGAGAGGUGGUUGACAAAAUGCCACUCUACACCUAUCUCGAGAUCCACCCAGAAGAAGAAACAACAAUUACUCGACUGAAUACACCGGACGACGACGUGACACUUGCUUCUGGUUAUAAUACCGCUCCGUCGUCUCCCAACGAACAUCACCAUCUGGGCGAUGCUGGACUCAAGAAACCGGAGCCAGUAUACACAAAACCCGAGAAAGGUGAUACAGACGAGUGUCAAAAAGCCAAGUACAGACUAAGCCAUACUCAAACAACUUGUGCUAUCUGCAUCGAUGACUUUGUCGCUGGAUCGUCAUUGAUGGGUGCCCUCAAGUACGUGGAAGAAAUCCAAAAGAAGAAGCAGUCCGAUGUGAUUCGCUUCCUGCUGCGCGUCCGAUGCUGGGAGCUCCGCCAGCUGAACGCCAUCCACCGUGCCUCGCGCCCCUCCCGCCCCGACAAGGCUCGUCGUCUCGGUUACAAGGCCAAGCAGGGUUACGUUAUCUACCGUGCCCGUGUCCGCCGCGGUGGCCGCAAGCGCCCCGUCCCCAAGGGUGCCACUUACGGCAAGCCCACCAACCACGGAGUCAACCAGCUCAAGUACCAGCGUGCUCUCAAGUCCACCGCUGAGGAGCGUGUUGGCCGCCGCGCUGCUAACUUGCGUGUUCUGAACUCCUACUGGAUCAACCAGGACUCUACCUACAAGUACUACGAGGUCAUCUGCGUCGACCCCCAGCACAAGGCCAUCCGUCGUGAUGCCCGCAUCAACUGGAUCUGCGCUCCCGUUCACAAGCACCGCGAGUCCCGUGGUCUCACCGCCACCGGCAAGAAGUCCCGUGGUAUCAACAAGGGCCACCGCUACAACAACACCAAGGCUGGUCGCCGCCACACCUGGAAGCGCCAGAACACCCAGAGCUACUGGCGUUACCGUUAA
Molecule: messenger RNA, 1767 nt
Organism: Penicillium arizonense
Lineage: Eukaryota; Fungi; Ascomycota; Eurotiomycetes; Eurotiales; Aspergillaceae
Product: 60S ribosomal eL15 domain-containing protein
Exons: 7
Coding region: 1-1767 (588 amino acids)
Biological process (GO): cytoplasmic translation
Cellular component (GO): ribosome; cytosolic large ribosomal subunit
Molecular function (GO): structural constituent of ribosome; RNA binding
Source: RefSeq, a predicted model, not a curated record